CCUUUUUUCUCUUCUUUUCUUCACUCUUCCUUUUUCUUUCUCAAGAUUCCCCUGAUCUCUGAUCAAUUGUUGUGUGGCUUCUUGAUCUAACUCCUAUACAACGUUAUCUUUGAGCCCCAAGCUUAUCCCCUCUCUCUCCUUCUCCAACUUUCGAGUUCCCCGCAAUUCACCCCCCCCAAUUCACCAUGGCUACUAACGGGACCAACGGUUCUUCUGCCCACUACCACGCUACCUCGACCGAGGAGGCCAUCCAGGCAGAGCACCACUAUGCCGCUCACAACUACCACCCUUUGCCCGUAGUGUUUGCGCGAGCUCAGGGUACCUCCGUCUGGGAUCCCGAGGGACGUCACUAUCUCGACUUCCUCUCUGCCUACUCUGCCGUGAACCAGGGUCACUGCCACCCCAAGUUGGUCGCCGCACUGGUGGACCAGGCCUCGCGCUUGACCCUGAGCUCCCGUGCAUUCUACAAUGACGUCUUCCCUCGCUUCGCCGAAUUCGUUACCCGCUACUUCGGCUUCGACAUGGUCCUGCCCAUGAACACGGGUGCCGAGGCGGUCGAGACCGGUAUCAAGAUCGCUCGCAAGUGGGGUUACAAGGUCAAGGGUAUCCCUGAGAACAAGGCUCUCGUCCUGAGCGCUGAGAACAACUUCCACGGUCGUACUUUCGCCGCCAUCUCGUUGUCCUCGGAUCCGGAGUCUCGCGAGAACUAUGGCCCCUACCUCCCCGGUAUCGGGUGCACCAUCCCCGGCACCGAGAAGCCCAUCACCUACAAUGACAAGGCCGCCUUGCGCGCAGCCUUCGAGGCGGCCGGCCCCAACCUAGCCGCCUUCCUGGUCGAGCCCAUCCAGGGUGAGGCCGGUAUCGUCGUCCCCGACGAGGGUUACCUGCAGGAGGCUCGCGCCUUGUGUGACAAGCACAAUGUGCUUCUGAUCUGUGACGAGAUCCAGACUGGUAUCGCCCGCACGGGCAAGCUGCUGUGCCACGAGUGGAGCGGAAUUAAGCCGGACCUGGUCCUGUUGGGCAAGGCCAUCUCGGGUGGUAUGUACCCGGUCUCCUGUGUGCUUGGUCGCAAGGACGUCAUGCUCACGAUUGAGCCCGGCACCCACGGUUCGACCUACGGCGGUAACCCCCUCGGCUGUGCCGUUGCCAUCCGUGCUUUGGAGGUUGUCCAGGAGGAGCAGAUGGUUGAGCGUGCCGAGAAGCUCGGCCACAUCUUCCGCAAGGGCUUGGAGGAUCUGAAGAGCCCUCUGAUCGAGACGGUUCGCGGCAAGGGUCUGCUCAAUGCCAUUGUCAUUGACGAGUCCAAGACCAACGGACACUCUGCUUGGGAUCUGUGCAUGUUGAUGAAGACCAAGGGUUUGCUGGCCAAGCCUACUCACCAGAACAUCAUCCGCCUGGCUCCCCCAUUGGUCAUCACCGAGGAGGAGAUCCAGAAGGCUCUGGCCAUCAUCAAUGAGGCCGUGAACGAGCUUCCCACUCUGAAGGGCAAGGCCGAGGCCCAGGUGAUUCCCUCGGAGGAGAAGGAUGUCAAGAUUGGCAUCGAGAACUAGAUCCACUUUGGGGAUCAUGUACUGGACCAUCGGUCCACCCAAACCGCUUCGACCCACGAUCUCCUGGGAACGACGCAUACUGUUCGUGCCCCCACUAAGGCAAGAGCAAAAUACGCGAGCUUAUCCCACCCCCCGAGACACAUCCGUGUCCGGUCGACGGAAUUAUAGACGUGUUUCUAGCUGGCAUGGCUGCCACUACGACUUGACGAUGGAACGGAUCAACAAUCAAAGAACCCGCAUUGCUUCCAGAUUGAAUAUGUAUACCAUAGCUAGCUGCAGCCCCCAAGCUGACAUAGACCAUGCAUUGAUUAGCCCCGCGUGGGCCACAAAACCGUAUGCCGUAUUUAAAAUAACCUUUACAAGUCUUACGUAUCCAUACAAGAGCAUGACUCUUUUUCCAAACUCCGAAUGAACCUGCCAUUCUACUCCUUUUUCAAACUCCGAGCGUACCUGCAAUUUUGGGCGUUAGCUCCGCUCCGAGGGAGGCGGAGAUAGUCCUCGGC
This is a messenger RNA of Penicillium brasilianum, 2053 nucleotides long. The record is from the annotation of a GenBank genome assembly. Lineage: Eukaryota; Fungi; Ascomycota; Eurotiomycetes; Eurotiales; Aspergillaceae.